This is a messenger RNA of Caenorhabditis remanei, 309 nucleotides long. RefSeq lists its product as uncharacterized. The record is from RefSeq and is a predicted model, not a curated record. Lineage: Eukaryota; Metazoa; Nematoda; Chromadorea; Rhabditida; Rhabditidae. Bases 1 to 309 code for a protein of 102 amino acids. The transcript has 2 exons.
AUGUGGGUUCCGCUUUACGAAGUAUUGGAUCAAAAUAUUCCAAAUUGGAGAAAUCUCUCGAUAAGAGAGAUAAACUCCAUAAUGAGAGGAUGGGGUCAGGUAAGAGUUCUACUGACCACCAACAACCGCAAAUACAGAGGAGUAUUGAAGCUGUGGGAAAUGAGCUCUGAAACCAUUUUUGGCAGAGGCCAAACAAUUCAAGACGAUCUUGAAAAUCGAGGAUUCCUGGUCUGCUACCCACGCGAUAGAGUCACCUAUAUGGAAGGAAUGGGAGCUUUCCCUAUUCAAUUCAUCAAAAUUCAACAAUAA